GCGGUGAACCGUCUCCAGAGGGGUAUAAAACCGGAGAAGAAUUUGCUUUGCAGUCAGUCAUUUGUCACAGCCUGCAGCUACCUGCCACAACCCACAAAACCAUGAAGAGUGUCAUCGUAUUAGCCUUCCUCAUAGCAGUGCCCUUUAUAGUGGCAAUGCCACACUUCCCUGCAGAGGAGGGUCAAGAUUCUGAACUGACGCCUGUAUACGUUUUACGAGCGAGGCGCAUGGCGUUCCCUGGAUAUGGCGACGGUGGAUUCGGUGGCGGAUACGGCGGUGGACACCGAGGCCACUUCGGUGGCGUCGGAGGUGGCUACAGUCAGAGUCAAAGCCAGAGUCAGGCAUCCAGCUCCAGUUCUGGUUUCGGAGGACUUGGCUCAAGUCAAUCCAGUGCCAGCGCCAGUUCCAGUUCCAGUUCAUUCGGCCGAUGAUUCUAAGAAUAAUGGAUCUAGAAGUAAGAAUGGAACGUCACUUUCAAGAACAGCAAAACAUCAGUCGAAAAUCGAUUAGUCCCGCCAGAAAAAACAGUCACAAGAAUGACUAACGAAACAACUGAUUCAAUAUACCUCAAGCAAGUUCGUCCUCUGAAACUGUCAACCGUUUUGUAUUUUAGUAAAUAAAAUGCAAAAUGAAAAUUUUA
Molecule: messenger RNA, 640 nt
Organism: Zootermopsis nevadensis
Lineage: Eukaryota; Metazoa; Arthropoda; Insecta; Blattodea; Termopsidae
Source: RefSeq, a predicted model, not a curated record